Molecule: messenger RNA, 1536 nt
Organism: Pestalotiopsis fici W106-1
Lineage: Eukaryota; Fungi; Ascomycota; Sordariomycetes; Amphisphaeriales; Sporocadaceae
Exons: 2
Coding region: 1-1536 (511 amino acids)
Biological process (GO): transmembrane transport
Cellular component (GO): plasma membrane
Molecular function (GO): water channel activity
Source: RefSeq, a predicted model, not a curated record
AUGGCAGGCCAUCACCGUGCUCAUAGCUCACUAUCAUCGGACAUAUCGCCGACAUCUGCGGGCAACAGAUCGGGUGAUUUCAUCACUCAGGUGCCUGGCGGUGAUGUUCCACCCAUGCCUUCACUAACUCCUCCAACGGUUGGAGGUCUUCAAUGUCCAACGCCUACACAAACUCCGCCGGCAGCUGGUGGUCUGCCGCGUCCAUUACCUACACAGACUCCUCCACCAAUUGGUAUUAGCCGGAGCGCAAGCUCCGCUGGCGCGUAUCGCAGAGAGAGACCACUCAGUAGGAGUAUACCAUAUCAAACCGGAUACUCAAAUGAGUUUGACGGCCCCAUGUCUGCGCGAUCCUUGAGGUCUACAAGGUCACAACGCUCAACUAGACCCCUUCGCAGUGAUGAUCGGGACGAUUGGGACGAUGAGGACUACUACUACGAGCGAGACCGGGACGCCUGGCGCAGCCGCGACAUGGACAGAUUCCCAGGACGACAACGAUCGAUGCGCGAAGGCACUCGGCCGCCACAGGCGUGGCGUAACCGCAGUCUUUGGGACGGGUCUGACUCGUCGAUAUCUCUUUCAAAGCCAUAUUUUGUUGAUGAGACAGCUUCCCAGCGCGAACUGCGCAUCCGGGACGAAGAGAUGGGUUACGUUCCUACGUGGAGCAGCCUAAGUCGCGAGCAAAAGGUUGAAGUUCUCCGCCUGCCAUUGACGCACUGGAUGAACUCGGAGCUCAAGAACCACUUUGUCGCCAGCACGGGAGAGUUCAUCGGAACGUCACUCUUUCUCUUCUUCGCUUUUGCCGGUACCGAAGUGGCCAAUCUAGGGUCACAGGCCAGUGACUCCAAUUUUGACAUUGCCAGGCUGCUUUACAUUUCCAUUUGUUUUGGCUUCUCCCUCAUGGUCAAUGUGUGGAUCUUCUUUCGAAUCAGCGGUGGUCUAUUCAACCCUGCCGUUACCCUGGCCAUGAUGCUCGUCAAGGCCAUCCCGCCAGUUCGAGCCGGGUGCUUGUUUGUGGCCCAAAUUCUCGGGGCAUUGCUCGCCUCCGUCAUUGUCCGCUUCCUGUUCCCCGGGAGUUUCAGUGUUCGCACCAGCCUUAGUGACGGCGUCAGUCUCGUACAGGGCGUCUUUAUCGAGGCAAUCCUGACGGCCGAGCUGGUCUUUACCAUUUUCAUGUUGGCCAAAGAGAAGCACCGGGCCACGUUUAUUGCGCCUGUCGGCAUCGGUCUGGCUUUGUUCAUUGCCGAGCUGGUGGGCGUAGCGUUCACUGGGGGUAGUCUAAAUCCAGCAAGAAGUUUUGGUCCUUGUGCUGUGACGGGACAAUACGAGGCAGAACAUUGGAUUUAUUGGAUUGGCCCAAUCCUGGGGGCAUUGAUCGCAGUCGUCUUUUAUCGUUUCAUCAAGACUCUGGAAUAUGAGAUGGCCAACCCAGGUGCCGAUGGCGACGUGGCCAAUGAUCCCACUAUUAACCCGGAGAAGAGGGCAGAAAUCCAGAGCCACAGGAAGCGAUCCAUGUCAGUAGCAUCACACUAUCAGUAG